UCCGUACCAGCUGAUGAAAAGUGUAUUCUUCAUCUCUUCAUGUAAGCUUUCAGCUGAGAUGAAUAGUUAGGAAGACUGCAAAGAUCCUCUCAGCUGAAAAAUGGUCAAGCUUGUUAUAUUUGAUCUCGGGGGUGUUAUAGUUACUAGUCCUAUCUUUACAUUUCAGAAAUAUGCGUGGGAAAAAGGGAUUUCAAGUGAAGUGAUCACUAAAAGCUUUAGUAACAAUUCAAAAAGACUGGAUACAGGUCAAGUUUCUCUUUCUCAGUUCUGCUCUGAAAUGGAUGUAAUCUAUGCAGAGUAUGCUUCAAAACAGGAAAAUGAUCCCUGCAAGACUAUAAGGUUUCAAGACAUCAUGGAUGAUUACUUCUCAUCAGCCAAAGUAAUUCCAGAAAUGCUUAAUGCUGCAACAGCUCUGAGGAGGCAUGGUAUCAAGACCUGUAUCCUGACAAAUAACUGGACCAAUGACAUAGUGAAGAAUUACAAAUUAUCGCCUUUUCCACACUUGCUCCAUUACUUUGAUGAGGUGUUUGAAUCAUGUAAGAUUGGUUUCAGCAAACCUGACCCAGAAAUUUACAGCCAUGUCUGCUCAAAGAUGGCGGUGCAGCCCUCAGAGGUGAUAUUUCUGGAUGAUUCCCCUCAAAAUCUCAAAACUGCAAAAGGAAUGGGAAUGUUAACUAUUCUUGUUAAAAAUCCUAUCACAGCUCUCAGGGAUCUUAAAAAGAUAACAGGAAUUGAUGUUUUUCAGCAGCAUGCGGUGGAACCCUGUGCUCCUCGUGAUGCCAUUCACUGCUACAUCAAUCUUAAGACAGGCAUCAGGAUGCACUAUGUGGAAAUGGGGCAUGGACCUGUUGUAAUUUUACUUCAUGGUUUCCCUGAAUUAUGGUACAUUUGGAAAUACCAGAAGAAUCAGACCACCUAAAAAAGACUAAACCAUGAGAGGGAAGUAUGGUGUUUCAACAAGAACUUGACCAGAGUUGUGGCCUGUUCUAAGAUGUUAUUUUG
Stylophora pistillata is the source of this 1002-nucleotide messenger RNA. RefSeq names its product bifunctional epoxide hydrolase 2. Gene Ontology annotation, molecular function: catalytic activity. The record is from RefSeq and is a predicted model, not a curated record. NCBI's taxonomy places the organism in Eukaryota, Metazoa, Cnidaria, Anthozoa, Scleractinia, Pocilloporidae.